This is a messenger RNA of Sitophilus oryzae (rice weevil), 1983 nucleotides long. RefSeq lists its product as uncharacterized. The transcript has a single exon. The coding region runs from base 1 to 1983 and encodes 660 amino acids. The record is from RefSeq and is a predicted model, not a curated record. NCBI's taxonomy places the organism in Eukaryota, Metazoa, Arthropoda, Insecta, Coleoptera, Curculionidae.
AUGGAUAACUAUUUUAAACCUCCAGAGCCGCUCUUGCUAGACGGGAAUAUCUCAGAGAGCUGGAAGAGAUUUUCUCAAAAGUUUGACUUGUUUUCAAAGGCCACCGGACUAGAUACCAAGGAAGAAGGAAAACAAAUUGCUUGCUUUUUGUCCUUAAUUGGUGACGAUGGUCUAGACUUAUUUAAUAGUUUUUCGUUUGAGGCAGGUAAAGAUAAGAUUUUGGCAGAAAUAAAAAAGAAGUUUGAAGAUCAUUGUGCUCCGCAGAAAAAUGUAAUUUUUGAACGGGCAAAAUUUAAUACGAUUGUACAAAAAGAAGGUCAAUCUUUCGAUAGCUUCUUGACCGAGCUAAGAAAGGCAGUAAAAACCACGGAAUAUCCUAAUCAAGAUGAGAUGGUUAGAGAUAGAAUAGUUAUUGGUUUAAGAGAGACAGUCAGUAAAGAAAAACUGAUGAGAGAACCGUCUUUGACUCUGACGAAGGCAAUAAAUUUUUGUAGAGCCACAGAAACUAGUAAAGACCAAGUGAAGACAUUAGAUAAUGAAUCAAGACUAGAUGCUGUAAGAGCUAGUACAUCCAGAAUCGAGUCCAGAACUUUUAAUAAACCAGUCUGUGAUAAAGACCCAAAUAAGCCUUGCAAGAGUUGUGGUUAUAAACAUAAGUUUGGAAAUAAGUGCCCUGCUGCUGGAAAAACCUGUGCAAAAUGCCAAGGUCGUGACCAUUUUGCCAAGGUGUGUCCAAAUAAAAGUGAAAGAAAUGACAGUCAUAGAAAUAAAGUCUAUAAGAAGAAAGUUAAUUGUGUAGACAAAGAGUCAAGUUCUGAGUCAACUGAAGGAAGUGACCAUGAGUUUUACAUAAGUGCAAUCAACUCAAGUGGCAGAAGUAAAAGUAACACAGAAACUAUGUGGACAAAGGAAAUAUGGAUCAAGGGUAAGCCUAUAACAUUCAAGCUAGACACGGGAGCAGAGGUAAGCACACUACCUUUAAAUGUUUUAAAGAAAAUUGCCCCAAGAUUGCCUAUACGCAAGACAAAUGUUACAUUGAUGUCUUACGGUGACCCAAAUUUUAAACUACAAUGUUUUGGUGAAGUAGUGCUAGAGUGCAAAGUGAAAGAGUGUGUAGAAAAAGUUCCUUUUGUUGUAGUUAGUGCCCAAAGUAAAAUUCCUCUGUUAGGGUUGCAAGAAUGUUUAAAAUUAAAACUGAUUAAACGAGUAGACUCUUUAAAUAAACCAAGUGUUUUUAAAACGUUAGAUGAUGUAGUUAGUCAAUAUGCAAAUGUUUUUGAAGGGUUAGGAAAAUUUCCUACACAACAUCAUAUAACAUUAAAACAAAAUGCAAAACCAAAAAUAAAUGCUAUUAGGAGAGUGCCUAAUAUUUUACUAGAACCUCUGAAAAAAAAGUUAUAUGAUCUUGUGUCCAAGGAUAUCAUUGAAAAAGUAGAUAAACCUACAGAGUGGGUACACCCUCUGGUUAUUGUUGAAAAACCAAACGGUGACCUUCGUCUCUGUUUAGAUCCAAAAGAUCUGAACCAAGCUAUACAACGAGAACACUUCCUCAUUCCAUCAUGUGAUGAUAUUGCUGUUAAACUGACAAACAAAAAAUUUUUUACUGUCCUAGACAUGAAGGAUGGGUACUGGCAAGUUGAGUUGGAUAGCCCAAGUGCAGAUCUUAUGACUUUUGGUACACCAUUUGGUCGUUUUAGAUUUAAGAGACUAGCGUUCGGUAUAUGUUCAGCCCCUGAGGUUUUUCAAAAGAAAAAUUUUGAAAUAUUUGGAGAUAUACCUGGAGUAGGACUGUAUUUUGACGAUUUGAUUGUUACAGGUGCCACCGAGGCUGAACAUGACCAGAACCUGAGAUGUGUAUUAGAAAAGGCUACUAAACAUAACCUUAAAUUUAACAAAGAAAAAAUUCAGUUCAAAAAAGAAAGUGUUAGUUUAUGGGCCAAAUCUUUUCACAUAAAGGUGUUGAAACUAAUAAAAAAUAUGUAG